AUGACUCCUACCAUCCUUAUCGCCGGGGCCACUGGCAACACCGGACGAGGCGUUGUUAAAACCUUAAUCCUUGCUCUUACACGUUCCUCGCGCGGAGAUACAGCAAAACAGCUCGCCGAAUUGCCCUACGUCGAAGUAGCAGAAAAGAAUUGGGCUGAGAUCACCUCGGACUGGCUCCGUCACAACAAUGUUGUGAGGGCGUUUAUUGCUUCACACAUGCACCCGAAUCACUUCGCCGAAGAAUCGACAUUUCACCUGGCCGCUCUCACAGCAGGCGUUCAGUAUGUUGUACGAAUCUCAACAACAGCUGCGAAUGUGCGUCCGGAUUGCCCUGCCUACUAUCCAAGGACGCACUGGGCAAUUGAGGCCUUGCUGAGCUCGCCGGAAUUUGAGCGUUUGCGAUGGACUUCGCUGCAGCCCAAUGUCUUUUCCCAAUUCUACCUUUCUCCUGCCGCCGAGUUGAUCAAGAACUUCCGCAAGACGGGGAAGCAGGAUAUCCUAAAGCUUAUGGCUUCAGAGGGUGCGCCUGUUGGCAUCAUCGACUCGAAUGACGUCGGAGUUUUCGCAGCUCACCUUUUGACCGCGGAUGAUGUUACCCCGCACAACAAGGCUAAAUACGUCUUAAACGGACCAGAGGAUAUCACCGGGCGCCAAAUUGUAACAAUGGUUGAGGAGUACAUUGGCUCCGAAGUUGAAGAUGUUCGCUUUCAGGAUCUAUCAUUUAUCGACCACCAGACAGCCCAAACUCAGGAGUCAAAAACUGUCAUUUUAUCAAUCAAGCGUGCUCUGGACACAGCCUGGGAGGGGGAGUGCAGAGCUUCCACGACGAGCAAUGAGGUCCUUCAGCUAGCUGCGCCGAAACGUACGCCUGCUGAAGUUUUCAAGACAAUGCUGGAGGAAUAG
This is a messenger RNA of Fusarium oxysporum Fo47, 903 nucleotides long. RefSeq lists its product as uncharacterized. Bases 1 to 903 code for a protein of 300 amino acids. The transcript is spliced from 2 exons. The record is from RefSeq and is a predicted model, not a curated record. NCBI's taxonomy places the organism in Eukaryota, Fungi, Ascomycota, Sordariomycetes, Hypocreales, Nectriaceae.